AUGGCCCGACGGUACGAGAUUGAGGAGCUGCUAUGGCUACGCUCAUCGCCGCUCGUCGCCAAGCCACCCGGCCUGCCUCCGAUUGAAGAAUGGAUGCCUCAACCUGACCCAACCACCCAGCGCAAACAACAAAACCCCCGUGAUCAUAAUAAUCCAUCGGAAACAUCCACGAACCGAAGACCUAGCUUUUUCGAAGCUCGCCAUAUCUCUCGAGGAUCCAAUUCAGAAGAUAUUAUUCUUGGUCCUCCAAAGACUGCCUUUGCGUCAUCUCGUAUUGGUGGGAAAGGUUCGUCGGAUCUGACAGACCGGUCAUCGCGGCCACAUGAUUCCGACGACCCAAAAAACGAUCGCUUUAAUUUCAGAGAUCGAUUCUUCAAGGAUCGCGAUGCACCGGAAAGAGACAUCGACCGACGAGAUGGAAGACCGGGUCCCCUGAAUGGCCGCCGUGGGGAGAAGGAGGACUGGAAUGCCGGACGCCCGCGUCGCACGUUCGGCCCCGAUGACCCGGAUCGCAAGCCCCGACGCAAUGGUGAAUUCGACCGCUGGGACAGUAGGGACCAGCACAAUGAGCGAGGUGCUCGGGAUAAAGAAGGCCGCUUCCUUCGGAAAGACGGUCAGCCGGGGCGAACCAAAUACGAUGGCAGCUGGUUUCGAGACGAAAACACCCAUGAUGGCCAGGAUGCCGAUGACGAUAAGCCACCGCUACGCAACCGAGAAUGGCGCCGUGAUCGACACGGUGCCGACCGCGACUGGAAUCGCGGAGCAAAAUUCGAGCAGGAGCCCGAAUGGCUGGAUACCAACGAUCGAGACGAACCACGAAGAGCACAUACUCAGGAAGACUUCGAGCGCUGGAAGGAACGCAUGAAGGCUGGCUCGAGUGCUGCCCCUCCGCAGGCUCAGGCACACGCCGAAGAAAAGAGUGCUAGUGUUUCAAAUACCGCUUCGCAAAAGCUCGAGACCCGGCGGACCGACGGCGAGAUCUUCAGCUCGGGUCCUUCUUUAAUGGCGGAUACCUCGAUGGAGCGAUUCUUUGGUCUACUGGGAGAUACGAAGCCGCCAGUCCCAGACAUUGGCACUCCAACCCCAGUGGAUUCCGCCGCCAAGAAGGAAGUCCUACCAGGGAAGCCAGGGAAGUCAUCUCGAUUCGCGGGGCUGUUCAGUCCUCCGCCCGAGAGCUCUACCAGAGAGCCCGAGUUGAAUGCUGGGCCCAAGCCUCCCCCCAUCGACAUGCCUGCUCCACCGUCCGCCAACCCACAAGAUGCUGAUCAAGAAGGGUUCCAGCGCAUUCUUCAGAUGCUUGGUGGUGGUCGCUCCAAUAAUGCCACUCCUCACCAAGCUGAUGUGCCGCAACAGUCGCGUCCGUCUUCUUUUGCGCAGCCUGAGCAGCCGCGCGCUGUGCCUGCGCUAUCCCCACCCGCCAGAGAACCACCCAGCCGACAGGAUUAUAUGGGUUCGGCACCGGAAGCUCUUCUGACCCAGGCCGGAAAAGAUCCCCAGGCUCGCGAGAGAGAUCAUCUGCUCCGGCUGAUGCAGCAAGUCCGAGUCGGCCCUUCGCCUCCGGACAAUCCUGCCCUACAGUCCCCAGGUGCCGGCCCGGCUCCUCCACCAGGGUUGAUGCCUGAAGUUCUGACUCGACCUCCGGGCCUGCCAGCCCAGAAGGCACCCAACUUCUUGGAUGACCCCGCGAUUGCCAACAUGCAGCGGCCAGACAGUGAGCAGCUUCGCCGACGAGCUGCCAACGGGCCUCCGAUGGGGUACUUUGAUGACAUACCCUUCCCUCAGGGCAACCGGGGCCCUAUCACCCCGGGUGGCUCACGGCCCAUCCAAGCUCCCACUCAGCCUCCGAUGGGCCUUCAGCGACCCCCGGGUCUUGAGAAUAUUCCUCCUCCGGGAUGGACAGGUCAUCCCGUGCCCCAGCAAGGCAAUGGGCCAAGUCCCAUGGGGCCCCCGCCUGGAAUCCCGACCCCGAAUCGUGGCAUGAACCCGAACUUCCCGCCGGGCAUGCUGCCCCUGCCUGGUAACGCUCCUCCUCUCAGCGAACGCCAGGCCUUUCCUCGUGGGCCCCCUCCUGGCAUGAUGCCACCGCCGGGUUACAUGAAUGCUCCCCCUCCUCCUGGCUUCCCUCCCAUGCCACCGAAUCCGGAGGCUAUGUUGGGACUGGGCCCGGGCAGCCAGGGUCCAUUUGGACCCGGAAACCCGGGAUCUCAGGGACCCCCUCCUUCGUCCAGACACUUGCUGGAAAUGUUUGGUCAGUCCAACGGCGGUGACGCCCGUGGCGGCAUGGUUGGCCCCGGCCAAUUCAGGUAA
Messenger RNA from Penicillium alfredii, 2307 nucleotides. RefSeq lists its product as uncharacterized. Lineage: Eukaryota; Fungi; Ascomycota; Eurotiomycetes; Eurotiales; Aspergillaceae. Bases 1 to 2307 code for a protein of 768 amino acids. The transcript has 3 exons. The record is from RefSeq and is a predicted model, not a curated record.